Messenger RNA from Hipposideros armiger (great roundleaf bat), 5403 nucleotides. RefSeq names its product phosphomannomutase 2 (gene PMM2). Lineage: Eukaryota; Metazoa; Chordata; Mammalia; Chiroptera; Hipposideridae. The transcript is spliced from 8 exons. Gene Ontology annotation, cellular component: cytosol. The record is from RefSeq and is a predicted model, not a curated record. Gene Ontology annotation, biological process: GDP-mannose biosynthetic process; protein N-linked glycosylation; mannose metabolic process. Gene Ontology annotation, molecular function: phosphomannomutase activity. Bases 191 to 910 code for a protein of 239 amino acids.
GCUUGAUGUCUAUUCUGGGUGACCUGGACGGGUGAGACGGAAGACCUCAGUGUCGUGGUCGCGCGCGGGUGGUGAAAGAGUAGACAGCUGCAGCGGGUUUCUGUUAAGGAGAGAAGCACCGGCAGAGGAGUGGCGGGCGGUCAAGUCUAGAGUAGACAACUGUGCCGAUGAGCAGAAAAUUACCAAAGAAAUGGAUGACUUUCUACAAAUCUUGAGGCAGAAGGUCAAAAUUGGAGUCGUAGGUGGCUCGGACUUUGAGAAGGUGCAGGAGCAGCUGGGAAAUGAUGUGGUCCAAAAAUUUGAUUAUGUGUUUCCAGAAAAUGGCUUGGUAGCAUACAAAGAUGGGAAACUCUUGUGUAAACAGAAUAUUCAAGGUCACCUGGGUGAGGCCUUAAUCCAAGAUUUAAUCAACUACUGUCUGAGCUACAUUGCGAAAAUUAAGCUCCCGAAGAAGAGGGGGACUUUCAUUGAAUUCCGAAAUGGGAUGCUAAACGUGUCUCCUAUUGGAAGAAGCUGCAGCCAAGACGAGCGUGUUGAGUUCUACGAACUGGAUAAAAAAGAAAAUAUACGACAGAAAUUUGUGGCGGACCUGCGGAAAGAGUUUGCAGGGAAAGGCCUCACGUUUUCCAUAGGAGGUCAGAUCAGCUUUGACGUCUUUCCCGAUGGAUGGGACAAGAGGUAUUGCCUGGGCCACGUGGAGAACGACGGCUAUCAGACCAUUUAUUUCUUUGGAGACAAAACCAUGCCACGGUGUCCUGGAAAUGGGACCGAACGGUCCAGCCAUCCAAGCCUUUCAACAGCAUAUCAGCUCCUGACACUUCAGGCACAGAACAGUCGAAUACCAGGCCGUCAGCCUCUUUUCAUAUUUGGGGAUAGACAUGUUGAAAGCUGUUUUCCCUCAUUGUAUUGAGGCAGAUGUUUUCGCCGGCUCCCAGGGAAACGGCACCUCAGCUAAGAGCUGUCACUAAAAAGCCGUUCCCCUGCAGGCUCAGAAGCCUGCCUAACCACCUCCCCUCUCCCGGCCACACAGCCUCCGUCUGAUGGGAUCUGAUGUCACACAAAGGGUAUAAGAUGUCGGCCCGCUUUCUAAAUACUUGUCCGUCCUGGAAACCCCUCACCCUUCUCAUCAGCCACAACAACGAGGGUCUGUUAAAACCCAGCCCUGAGUUCAGCUCGAAGUGGGCGGAGGGGACCUUGGUUUGCUGCGGGGAAGACGAGGACCAGGGCACGGAAGGACACUCCCCAGGCUGCUCCACGGGGCUCUCCAGGGGCUGCACCAGCCGCAUCACCUGCAGGCUUUCUGAAUGCUCAGGCAAGAGCUUCUGCUGGUCUGCCACUUGUUGUGAAAACGUCUCGGCUCUAAGGCAUUUGCAGCAUGAAAACAUUCUAACAUUUCGCGAACAUGAAAUUGACUCUGACUCAGCAGUUCCACCCUGAGUUGGACCAGGUUAGAGGUUCUGCACCCGGCUGAGGAGGCCCUGCUGGGUCCCCUGUGGGAGGACAAGAGGCUGGAUGCACAUGGGACCACGGGCUGCUGGGAUUCACUGGGGUCCCUGCUGGCCUGCCUGCCCUCCGGACACCAGAACCCAUGGCCUCAUGGGUCCUGAGAACAGCACAGUGGCUGAGUGGACGAGCCCCGAGGAAGGAGCCGCCUCUGCCGCAGCUCUUGUGUUCAGGGAGGCACAGGCCUCGGGCCCCCUGGCAUGAGUCUUCUGGUUUGGUCACUUGGUCCACAGAAUCAGCAUCUCCUGGGUGCGCUCCUGCGCCAAGGCACCUCGCACAGCUCUAAGCCCCGUUUAUACACGAGGGGGUUGUGCCAGCGCUCCCGGCAGGCCCUGAGGCUCACCCCAGGGACAGCAGCCUGAGAGCCAGCUCGCUUUCCAUCACGCCUCGGGCUAGUUCAUCACCAGGUCCUAAGCCUCCGGUUCUCAGCCCUGAAGUGCAUUAGAAUCGCGUGGCGCUCUCAAACCCCCAUGAGCCUCGGGCCUUUCAUCUCUCUAAAGCAUAAAUGUUUACUGCUUUUUAGGAAAGUUUAGUACAGUUAUCUAAGGGCAUACAUUUUCAAAUCUAUACGUUGUUUGUGACUGCUGUCAUCCCCAGCUAACUGUCACACAUGGAGAAGCCACAUGCUGCCACCACGCCCAUGCCCUCAAAUCCACUCUUACCUCCUCGUGCCCUCGGGACCGACACCGCCGUGGCCCAGGGGACACUGGGCACCUUGCAGCACUUGCAGGCAUCGCUCAGGAGCUCUGAAGACAUCCUGGGCCGCUGGACCCAAUAUCUGUUAUUCUUUCCCCAGCUUUAACUGAGGCCUUUGUAAAGCUUCCGCAGCAACUCACCUGCAGCCAGGGGAGAACCGCUGCUCUGGGCUCAGGGCAGAGCCCUCAGCUUUGUACCCAGCAUACCUAGACGUUUGAUAAAUGCUUAUUAAACCGACCAGAUCAAAGUCCACAGGCAGCAAUGAGUCUGAGCUCCAAGCUACAGAGAACCUGCCUGUGCCUUGGGCCAGUGUUCACGCAGCAAAGACCUCCUGGAAGUCGGCAGGCUCGCGAGCAGGGCACACAGGACAGGGGCACGCGUAACACCAUGCCCUUUGUUGUCAACAUCAGGAUAGUCAGGGUUCACUACUGUGACAGUGUGCAGAGCUGGGGUGGGGUAUGCUCCUCACCGCUCCCCCCUCCCAACCCCCCCACACACUGUCUGAACGUAGCAGACAGCCUUGUGUUUCAUCCCGGCCUCGGCCUGGGAGGGAUUUAAAUAUUCAUGGGCCGUUUGCACUGAGCCUGUCCUCUGGGCCCAUCACCUACACUCCGACAGAAUACGGAAUAUGAUACGGUCGGUCACUCCCUCGAUCCUCUCUUGGGAACUGGCUUUUGUUUUGGAUCUUGGAAGAGGCUGAGCUUCCUUGCUGGAGUCAGAUAACCUUUGCUGCACAUGCAGAUCCGGUGUUUGAAGUUUCUGGUUGUCUGAGGCCUCAUUAUUCUAGAGGCUGCGCUCUCACUAGCUCAGUGUUUCGGCUCUGGGUCUGCUGCUCCUGACCUCGCUUGCUCCCACUCUGUGGUUUGCAAGCUCUGCAGCCUCAGGAAGAAGCACACGCCCCACCCCGUGCCUCCAGUCCCGAGGGAGGCAGCCGGGUGUCCUGGCGGGAGGGAAAGGAUGGUCGAGGUUGGUGGGGCAUGCACUGCAGACACUCCUGCCAGCUUCGCUGCCCUCUGAAAGCAAGCAAAGCUGAGAGGGGACCCGCAGCCCAGCCCAGCUGGGGGAGGUUUUGAGCCUCUGGACUGGCUCCCUUAAGUGCCGGUGAGUUACACAGCCGCUCCCACCCCACCCCAGCAGGACCAUGGGAGACUCAUGCCAAAUUAGGCACCUGCCAGGUACACAUGUCCCUGCGUGUGACGUCCUGGCAGCUGCCAACCCUUUUUGCUUGAGGUCGCUCUCCCUAGCUAGUGACUUCUGUCCUCACGUUGCACCCUGGCCGCCUGCAGGACCCUCUUAACUGCCCUACUUCCGUCUUUUCGUCCCUCAUAUCCCAUCCAGUCUCCAGAAAUAUCCUGCUGUAGGUGACUCCUGGUGCGGUUUUCUGGUGGCUUCACAGAAAGUCCAAGGUCCUUAACCGUGACCUGCGAGGCUCUCGGGCCUGGCUCCUGCCUGCCCUUCCAGGCUUACCCAGCAGGUUCUUGAGAGCUGAGCUGCCGUCCCCAGAGGAGCCAGCCAUGUGGCCUGUCCCCUCACUUCCUUCAGGUCGCUGCUCAAAGGCUCCACCCUUGUCACUCUGGAGUCCCUUCCCCUCUGUCCUUUGCGGCCCUUUCCCGCUGACAGCUGGAAGGCAGCCCUUUGUCACUGGUGGUUCUGUUGGCCAGCACUCUUAUCUAGUGGCUGAAAACAUGCCAGGCAGGGAGCAGUUGCGCCACCUGGGUUUGUUGGUUUACUAGGUGGGGACCAGCUCUUGCCUCCCAAGUCAGCGAGAGACAGGAAGUGAAUGUGUCCAGACGUUUGCUGUUUCUGUACAGUGCAGGAGUUUGGUUUUCCUUUGAACAUAGUUUCCUUUGAACAUGCCAUUCCGAAGAGAGAGCGGGCUUUUUUUCUUUUUUUUUUAAUCACGAGAAGGACUAGAACUGUUUUCACAUUUACUUGCUUAUUAGGUGCUGCCCAUGAAACUCAGGGCCCCCUGAGUGACCAGACGCUCAGCAGGCCCCUGAGUCGGCACUGGGAAGGACAUUCCUAAGCACACCUCCAAGGUCCUCCCACCAUGACUCCUCCACGCAGGGCACUUUGGGCCCCAGCGGCGGUGCCUCCUGAAAUCUUGAACUGCACUUCUACUUGGGGAAGCCGUCUGCUUGGGGAUGGGGUAUUCUUAAAAAAUGAGAGCAGUAGUAAGUUCAGGUGUCAGGCAGCCCUUUAAAAGGAUGUCAGCCUUUCCUACAGAAGCAUUAUGAGGAAAAAACAUUUUCUCAGCAGUUCUUUUCAUGGUAUGAUAAACACUGAUUUUUUUCAAGAUGUUGAGUUAGACUGCUUACCCAGUUUUACGAGGAACAUACAGGAAAUUCCAUAAGAAGACAAGCGGGGCUUUCCUGCAGCACCGGGCAGGAAGCCCAAUUCACCUGAGACCAGGCGGGACUGGGGACCCACGGUCACAGGACCCCCGCCACCCCCCCCUCCCUGGCCACAUGCCCAGCUCCUCCCAGAUAUGUGCCCUUGCAAAAGCAUCCUUCCCUCAACUCCUGGAAGCGCACCAGGUGAAAUAAGGUGUGAAAACACCCAGAAAGCCACAUUAGGUGCCGCUGCUGUACUGACACUGAUUGCUUUCCAGGGGCCUUACCCAGAUCCCAUGCUAUCACCCACUAAUCCUGAUUUUACAGGUGGGGAGUUGCCCGCAGCCCACCCCUAGUCGGGUAGAACCAGGAUCUCAACCCGGGCUACCUGGCCCAGACACCAGCCACAUGGGCUGUUUCAAUUUAAAUGAAUCAAAAUCAAAUGUGGUUCCUCUGUCCACUAGCCACACAGCAAAUGCGCCAUAGUCACGUGGCCAAUGGCUUCUGCCCACUCGGAGAUGAAUGGGUCCACCAUCAGAGAGCGUUCCGAGGGACUUGUUAGAAAAGUCUGGGCACGGUUAAAAGAAACGGAUGGCGGUGAGAAUUCUGUCACCUGUCAUGCUUGCUUGCUUUAUAGAAAAAAAUAAGCCUCACAGAUCUUCAGAGCAUUGUGCGUUCUUUCAUUGGCAUAAUUACAUGUUGGCAGCUAAAUUGCCAUUCAGGAGAAGGUGAUAAACCCUCUCUGUGCUGUCGCUUAGUUUCCAGAGGAAGAGGUAACUGAAGGAGCCCCCUCCCCCCGCCCAGUAAAACGGAAGGCCUCUCAUUUCUCCGGCAGCCCCCAGGGUUACAGCAGCAACGGCUGCAUCUGCUU